AUGGAUAAUAACAAUAAUAAUAUUAAUAAUAAUAAUAAUAAUAAUAAUAAUAAUAAUAAUAAUAAUAAUAAUAAUAAUAAUAAUAAUAAUAAUAAUAAUAAUAAUAAUAAUAAUUAUAGCAAUGAAAUUGAUGAAUUUGGAGAACAAAUUCAGACACCACCAAAUGUUCACACAAAACAAGAGAUUUUAGAAAAGAUGGUUGAAGAUUUAGACCAAUAUAUGGUUGAUGAAAACUUUGAUAAUGGAGAUGAAGAAUAUGAUGAAUAUAAUAAUAAAAUCGAUUUACCUCAUAAAAAUAAUGCAAGAGAUUUUACAACUCCACAAUAUAUUAUUGAUGAUGAUUUAGAUUUUAAACAUUAUUCACAUAUUAAAAAGCCAGAUGGUUCAAAUUAUAAUAAUAUUGAAGAAAUUUUAAAUUAUUUAAUAAAUGAAAAAAAAGUAUUAGAAAUUAGCAAUAAAACUAUUGAUAACAAUAAUAAUAAUAAUAAUAAUAAUAAUGAAUAUCAUAGACCAAGAAUUAAUCAAUCAGAAUUUGGUCAACAUUUAGAGAAUGAAUUAAAAUCAUUACCUUCAGCAGUAAUAAAUACAUAUUUUGAACAAUCAAGUGGAUUAGUUGAAUUACAUAAAUAUAUUAAAGAGAGUAGAGAUACAUUAAAUGGAUUUUCAAAAUCAUUUGAUUCAAUUAUAUUAGAGUUAUCAAAUUUAAUUAAAGAUAUGCCAGAUAAUCAUGUUGCAUCACUUCAAAUUUCAAAAUCACUAGAGAAUAGAAUUUUAGCUAGAGCUGAACUUUAUGAUUUAAAUGAAGAAUAUAUAAAAUGUAUAAAAGAAUUGGAGGAUAGAAUUAAAAGUUUAGAUCCAUGGAUGAUGAAAAAAGAAGCAAAAUUUAUAGAGGAUAUAGCAUAUGAAAUUGAUUUAUUAAAAAAGAAAGCAAGUAAAUCAGUUAGAGAUUAUCUAUUAAAACUUAUAAUUGGUUUAAGAAAACCAAGAACCAAUAUUCAAAUCUUACAACAAUCUAAAUUAUUUAAAUAUUCACCAUUGAAUGAAUUUAUUUAUCAUAAUUCACCUUCUUCUGCAAUUGAAGUUAAAAAUUCUUAUAUUGAAACUUUAUCAAGAACUUUUACAAUGUAUUUUAAAAAUUAUUUAACAAAUUUAACAAAAGUUUUUAAUCAAAUUGCAUUAAAAUCAGAUGUAAUUGGAUAUAUUGAACAAGUUAAAGGAUAUUUUGGUACAGUUAAUAAAGGAUUUGAAUUAAAUAAAGCAUCAGCAUUUAAUUUAUAUAUUUCAGGAUUACCAAUUGAUAUUUGGACUAGUAUUAGAAGUGAAACUAUUGAACAAAUUCCAGAAAGAUUUAGUAGAGCUGAUAUAUUGACAAGAUGUUUAGAUGCACCAUUGAUUAUACCACAUGCAGCAAUUAAGAAUGGUAAAAAGUAUCCAUUUGAACAAAUUUUUAGAUCAAUGAAUAUUUUAUUGUUGGAUACUAUUUGUUCAGAAUAUUUAUUCGAUAGACAAUGGUUUGCAAAACCAUUAUUGGCAAAUUCACCAGAUGCAUUAAUACCCUCGAUUUUCAAUAAUAUCUUUCAACUUUACUAUGACAAUAUCUUUUCAUUCGUUGGUGGUACCUAUGAUUGUUUAUCAUUGUUGUUAUGUUUACAAAUCAAUAGCAUCUUGGUUCAAUUGUUAAUUGAUAGGAAAUUAUGGGAUCGUAUAUCAUGUUUAAAAACUUAUUUUCAAAAAUUGGAUGUUAUAAUUUGGGAUAGAUUUAGUGAAGUCUUUAAAAGGAAUAUCGAUAGUUUAAACUUGGCAAUUAAAAUGGAUACACCUCCAACCGAUUUUAGACCUCAUAUUUAUACUCGUAGAUUUUCAGAAUUUUAUUCAAGUAUUGCAGAAAUCUUAUCACAUAAUGAAGAACCAAGAGUUUUAGCUUGGGUAGCUGUAUUACGUUCGUCAAUGGAAAGAUUAUUAUUACAUUUUUCAAAUUCUUUUACUGAUAUAAAAUCAAAAUCAAUAUUUUUAAUUACAAAUUAUGAUGUUGUAAUUACUGUUUUUUCUGAAAAUAAUAUAAAUCAAAAUGAAGAAGGUUAUUUAAAAUUUUUAAAUUUAUUACAUGAACAAAUUGAUAUAUUUGUAGAAUUAUUAUUAUUUAGUUAUUAUAAAAGUUUAAUUACUUUUAUAAAGGAUACAGAAUUUAGUUGUUCAAAUGUUUCAAAUUAUCAAAUAGAUAAGAAUCAAUUAUCAAUGUUAAUUGGUGAAUUCUCACAAAAAUGGAAAGAUAUAUUAUCAAAAAUUCAAACAGAAAUUAUGACAAAUUUUUCAAACUUUAAUUUAGGUUCAAGUAUUACAAAGAAAAUUAUCACUCAAUAUUUAUUAUACUAUAAAAGAUUUGAAGAAAUUUAUAAAAAAUUCAUUAAACAAUCAUCAACCACUGAUGGAAAUAAUAAUCAAUUAAGAUUAGCUUUUAUACCAGUUUCAACUAUUACUUAUGAAAUUUCAAAAAGUUAUAGUUCUUUUAAUCCUUAA
This is a messenger RNA of Dictyostelium discoideum AX4, 2517 nucleotides long. It is a transcript of the gene vps52A, whose product is annotated as Vps52 / Sac2 family protein. Lineage: Eukaryota; Evosea; Eumycetozoa; Dictyosteliales; Dictyosteliaceae. Bases 1 to 2517 code for a protein of 838 amino acids. Gene Ontology annotation, cellular component: cytosol; Golgi apparatus. The transcript is spliced from 5 exons. The record is from RefSeq and is a predicted model, not a curated record.